AUGAAGAUGUCAACCCAACAAGGAGACUCUCUCUCGAGGCGCCCUACGAUCGCUGAAGGCCGUGCAUCCGCUGGAUGGGAAAACAUGGAUCCUUACGUCUUAGUGAUGAUUUUUGAGAAGUGUUAUCCCACCUUCCCUGAGUUGAGGGCUUCUGGAGUGGCUCAGGCUCUUGUGUGUAGAAACUGGCAUGUGGCUUACUUGGAGGCGCUGAGGGGUGCGGUUUAUGGCUAA
Molecule: messenger RNA, 231 nt
Organism: Microthlaspi erraticum
Lineage: Eukaryota; Viridiplantae; Streptophyta; Magnoliopsida; Brassicales; Brassicaceae
Source: the annotation of a GenBank genome assembly